UUUGUUUCUGCAGCAACCUAGGACGAUUGUGCCAUGAAUGGUGACACGCGGGCCGCUGUGGUGACCUCACCACCUCCGACCACAGCCCCACAUAAGGAGAGGUACUUCGACAGGGUAGAUGAGAACAAUCCGGAAUACUUGCGAGAGAGGAACAUGGCCCCAGAUCUUCGCCAGGACUUCAAUAUGAUGGAGCAGAAGAAGAGGGUGUCCAUGAUCCUGCAAAGUCCAGCUUUCUGUGAAGAGUUGGAAUCAAUGAUACAGGAGCAGUUUAAGAAGGGGAAGAACCCCACAGGCCUCCUGGCCCUACAGCAGAUUGCAGACUUCAUGACCACCAACGUCCCGAAUGUGUACCCGGCAGCACCGCAGGGAGGGAUGGCCGCCUUAAACAUGAGUCUCGGAAUGGUGACACCUGUGAAUGACCUGCGAGGGUCUGACUCGAUAGCGUACGACAAAGGGGAGAAGUUGCUACGCUGCAAGCUGGCGGCCUUUUACAGAUUAGCAGACCUCUUUGGCUGGUCCCAGCUCAUCUACAAUCACAUCACGACCAGAGUGAGCUCGGAGCAGGAGCACUUCCUGAUUGUACCUUUUGGACUUCUCUACAGUGAAGUGACCGCCUCCAGCUUGGUUAAAAUCAACCUACAAGGCGACGUGGUAGAUCGUGGAAGUACAAACCUAGGUGUCAAUCAGGCUGGCUUCACCUUACAUUCUGCGAUUUACGCUGCCCGACCGGACGUCAAGUGCAUUGUCCACAUCCACACGCCAGCAGGCGCAGCGGUCUCCGCGAUGAAGUGUGGCCUCCUGCCCAUCUCCCCGGAGGCCUUGUCCCUUGGAGAAGUGGCGUACCAUGACUAUCACGGCAUCCUCAUCGACGAGGAGGAAAAGGUUCUCAUUCAGAAAAACUUGGGACCCAAAAGCAAGGUCCUCAUUCUGCGCAAUCAUGGCCUGGUCUCAGUCGGGGAGACUGUGGAGGAAGCUUUCUUCUACAUCCACAACCUCGUGGUGGCCUGCGAGAUCCAGGUUCGCACACUGGCCAGCUCAGGAGGCCCAGACAACCUUGUCCUGCUGGACCCCGGGAAGUACAAAGCCAAGACCCGCUCCCCAGAGUCGCCAGGAGGGGAGGGGGGCACUGGAGCACCUCCCAAGUGGCAGAUUGGGGAGCAAGAGUUUGAGGCCCUCAUGCGGAUGCUUGAUAAUCUGGGUUAUAGAACUGGCUACCCCUAUCGCUACCCUGCUCUGAGAGAGAAAUCUAAAAAGUACAGCGAUGUGGAGGUUCCUGCGAGUGUCACAGGUUACUCCUUCGCUAGUGACGCUGACUCGGGCACUUGCUCGCCUCUCAGGCACAGUUUUCAGAAGCAGCAGCGAGAGAAGACAAGAUGGCUCAGCUCUGCCCGGGGAGACGAUGCUUCUGAGGAGGGGCAGAACGGAAGCAGUCCCAAGUCGAAGACUAAGGUGUGGACGAGCGUUACACACGAUCACGUGAAACCCUUGCUGCAGUCUCUCUCGUCCGGUGUCUGCGUGCCAAGCUGUAUUACCAACUGCUUGUGGACUAAAGAGGAUGGACAUAGAACCUCCACCUCUGCCGUCCCUAACCUGUUUGUCCCAUUGAACACUAACCCCAAAGAGGUCCAGGAGAUGCGGAACAAGAUCCGCGAGCAGAACCUGCAGGACAUCAAGACGGCCGGCCCCCAGUCCCAGGUUUUGUGUGGUGUAGUGAUGGACAGGAGCCUCGUCCAGGGGGAGCUGGUGACGGCCUCCAAGGCCAUCAUUGAGAAGGAGUACCAGCCACAUGUGAUCGUGAGCACCUCGGGCCCCAACCCAUUCACGUCGCUCACGGACCGCGAGCUGGAGGAAUACCGCCAGGAGGUGGAGCGGAAGCAGAAGGGUGCCGGGGAGAGUCAGGACGAGACGAAAGAGCAGAAGGAGGAGAGCCCCCCGGACGCGCCCGCUGCGCCGCAGACCCCUCCCAGCACCCCUGUGAAGAUUGAGGAAGAACUGCCGCAGGAGCAGCCCUUGGGGGACGACAGUGACGCUGCCACCCUCAAGCCGACUCUCCCUGACCUGUCCCCUGACGAGCCUUCAGAAGCGCUCAGCUUCCCGCCAGCAGACAAGGAGGAGGAAGAGGGUCUCCAGGAUGCGCCCCAGCCUCAGAGCCCCGCCAAGACCCCCACGGCCCCGAGCCCUGAGCCUGCCCCCAGCCAGGCAGCCGACGAGGCCCCGUCCCCGACCGCUGAGGAGGCCGCCGUGGACCCGGGCAGUGACGGGUCUCCAGGCAAAUCCCCUUCCAAAAAGAAGAAGAAGUUCCGCACCCCGUCCUUCCUGAAGAAGAGCAAGAAGAAGGGCGACUCCUGA
Molecule: messenger RNA, 2349 nt
Organism: Elephantulus edwardii (Cape elephant shrew)
Lineage: Eukaryota; Metazoa; Chordata; Mammalia; Macroscelidea; Macroscelididae
Gene: ADD1
Product: adducin 1 (alpha)
Exons: 14
Coding region: 34-2349 (771 amino acids)
Biological process (GO): barbed-end actin filament capping; positive regulation of establishment of endothelial barrier; positive regulation of adherens junction organization
Cellular component (GO): plasma membrane; cytoskeleton; postsynaptic density
Molecular function (GO): actin filament binding
Source: RefSeq, a predicted model, not a curated record